GACUAUAUUAUCCACGAGUACAAGGAAUAAAUACAAGAUGGAAAAUUUCAAAUCAAUUCUCGACUAUUUUCUUGUGGAUAUGGCGGAUCCAAUCAACCUUACACCUGUUGGCCUUCUUCUACUUUGCUUCAUAUGGAGUGGUUUACCUCGAGGUCCGGAGAAAUACAUAGCAAUAUGGACAUUGUUUAAUGCCUGUUUCAUACAUAUAUGGAUGGAGGGGUAAGCAUAUAGAAACAUGCAUGGAAACAUGACUAAAAUUCAGAAAUGUUGGGGGAAAACUUACAGCGAUUGAUACUAAAGAUUCUUUCCCUUUGCAUGUUUUUUGAACCAGAGCAAUGUUAUAUAGAAACGUAUUGGAUCCAUUGUUUACUCUUAAUUAAUGUUUGGGUAGGUCAGUGCCAACACUACCAUUCGUUUCUUAGGUUACCAGUAACGUCGGUAACACGGGUUCAUACAUGUAUUUACUCGGCUGUCGCCUCGUUGAAUGAAACGCUCCAUCUUUCACUUCAUGAAAAUAUUCUUUAUAGAUCUAAAAAUUUUCGUGCAAAAAUUGAAAAACAUCGAUCAGAAAACUUUAGUCAUUUUUCAGCUCCUGCAAAGCCCACAAGAAAAACACGCGUAUUUUAUACCUAGAAGAAGGCACUCUUGGCUGAUUCAGGCCGCCACCUUGGCUUCACCCAGUUAAAGGGCAGUUUACCUGCAGUUAUCAUUCCAGUUAUAGCUACUGAUCUGUUUUGGUCUGCAAGACUGCAACACCACGAACAUGUCGCAUAGUGAUCGGUGUUCUCUUUUUUUAUUGUACUAUUUACCAUUUGCACAUUUUAUUUUUUCUCGAUCUAUUGUCUUUUUAUGAAAUCUUCCUAGAAUUGUAGGUGUACUUGGGCGAGGUCCAAGAUGGAUGGUAAUAGAAUAUUCUAAGCUUGAUGCUAGAUACGCAGAAAAAGACCCAACUGUUAUGACCAUUGUUUGCGCAGAAGUUUUCAUUAUGGGGCCGUUGUGUAUUUUAUGGUGAGUAAUUCCUUGUCUCUAAGUUAAUUAAGCUCGCUAUUGUAGUUCGAGGGAAGGGGAUUUACUUAGGGUGGGGAACAGGAGCUUCCUUGAUUGGAAAACUCGUGCAAAUAGAGAUUGCUUCUCUCCUGUACUUCGAGGCUAUACCUCACUAAAUAACUAACCCGUAGGACUUAGUUGUCGAGGAUGUGUAGCAUGGGCCUUAGCCUGGGUGAACUGGGUAACCACAGCCUGUGCAAUUUAUAUUAAAUAAAUCACUUAUCACUAUCAUGUGAAAGGAAAAAUUGAUUGGAAAAAAUCCGUAAUUUAAUUUAUGGUGACGGUGUAUCGUAGUGUGUGGAAAUAGGUAAUUUAAAGUGGCAGGCGAGGCGAGUCCGCUCUGCUCAUGUUUUGUUUGCCAAUCUUUUGUUUAAAUUGUUUUAAACGAUGGAUCAGCCAGUUAAAAUUCAGACUACAUAACUGUAUUAUGGUAUAUAUGAUUUGUAUAUCCCGUAUUUCGGAAAGAUGGGUUUCAAGCAAUCCCACAAAUUAAAGGCAGAUGAUCAUUUUGAAAUAGAAUCGAAAUAUCACAACCCAUUCUCGUCUUGACUCGUAUCUUGAGUUUCAAGAUGCUAAUCCUCGAAUUGUGUUUUGUUUUAUACAAACUCAAGUUAGAUGUUGUCAAAUAAUGAAAUCUAUCAUCAGAAUAAAUUAUGUGCACUGAACUGGAGCACGAUGGAAGCUAUCUAUACUUGACCCAGUUAUACUGUAUACUUAGCCUAUGUAUAACUAUAUGUGCUUAGCCCACGAUGUGGUAUGACUGACUCAUGUAUACAGCUAUUUCAAUUAAGGUUGUCUCCCGAGCAAAGCGGAAAAGUCGAAUACGAGCGCGAAAGGCUGCUGGGAUUCGCUAAUAAAUUCAUUCCUUAAUUGAACAACCUUACAACCUUAAUUGAAAUCGGCUGUAUACUCACGGAAUAUUUCAUUAAUGUAUACCGCAUGUUGGUACACUUGACCCAUGUGUAUAUACUUGACCGAUUUAUCUUUUACACUGAAAUAUAUUCACUACACUAACAUUUAGUGUUUUCUUGUACAUUUAGGUAUAAUGCAAUAAUGAAAAGGUUAUGGUACAAACCAUUCCUAGCUAUUGUUACGUCAACAAUUCAACUGUUUGGUGCUGUAAUUUAUGUGUUUACUGAAGUUUUUCUGGGUUUCAAAAAUCUUCCAAAACUAGUAUGUAGAUUUUAUUUUACAAAUUUGUGUUCAGUACUUGUUGGUUCUAGAGUUCGCAAUUCUAUUGUGUCUUAUUGUAUAGCUCAGAAGCAAAGUAGCGAAAAUGUUAAAUUUGAUUGGUUGCCGAACCAAUGAGUUGUAAAUAUUCACUUCUGGGAGAUUUAAUACUCACCAGAUUGAAAAUAGGUUAUCGUUCCAUGUUUCGCGCACCAAUAUAAGUUAGGGUUAGGGGUUAGGUAUUAGGGUUAGGUUAGGGGUUAGGGGUUAGGUUUAAGGAUAGGGUUAGGGUAUGUAUAUACGUGUAUGGAGGUAUUCAGUUAAUUUUUCAGUACACAAAACGAAAUAAUUAUAGAAUCUCACCUUCCCAGAUCAACCAUUUGUAUUUCACAAAUUUUGUUAAAGUAUUGUGUAAUUGUGCCUUUGGCCACCGAGUGUCCUUUGGAGAAGGCUCCCCCCCCCCCUUCAGAAUUCAAAUCGCCUGGCUUUGGACCUAUGUUCACACGAUACAAGACGAAUUCAUAACCUUGAACUGCGUAGAAUUCCCAAUGUAGAACGGUCAACGUUUUUUCCCAAGGAAGGGUGUGUUUGUUGAUUGGCUUUUGUCAUUGGCUAGGGCGUUUGAUGCACCUUUGUUGUCAAUAUAUUCGGUAAAUACUGUUGAGUGUUUAAAGGAAUGGCGAAACCAGCUUCUUCGACGUUUGCUUUUAUUCAGAGUUGGGUUAAUACACCCUUCCGGAAAGUGUUCAGUCCUGGCCAUACAGCCUCGUUUUCGUGAUCGCAAUCAGAGCCGUCGAGAGGGGGGGGGGGAAUUUCCCCAGGCCCCGAGGUGCUGGGGGCCCCUGAAAAAUUUUUGUUGGGCCCCAGUCUUUUUUCUGUGUUAAAUAUUUCCGCCCAAAGGACAAUAUAUCUGUUUUAUUGGGCUAAGUACCGAAAUUAGGCAUAGAAAAAUGAUAUAAAGUCUCUGGAAAGUGUCUUUUUCAAAAGGGGGUCUUUGUUUUUUUUCAAAAGGGGGCCCCCCAAAAAAAAUUUGCCCCGGGCCCCCGCCAACCUCUCUGCGGCCCUGAUCGCAAUAUUGGGUACGUUUAGAACCUUUUACCACACAUUUACGAAAUCUCUUUAUCUAAAAGAUCAUCUAAAAUACCUUUAUAUAAUUGGGCCAUCAGUAACAAGACAAAAGGCGAGAUCUCAAUCACGAAAACAGGCUUAUAGCCAAGACUGAGUACUUUCCGGAAGGCUGUAUUGUCAACUGCAGACGUUGUGCUCAUUAUCCUUGUGCAUGUGUUACAGGGAUGGAUUUAAGCCCAGACCAGAGGGGGUGCAGGGGGUUGCUAUUUUUCAUGAUAAAUAAAAAAUAUUAGAGACAAAAUGAGAUACAGUAAUUUGAGUAAUAACAUGAUGUUAAGCGAACUGUGAACAACAAUUACGAUUCAAAUACAGUAGUCAAGCAAGACUUUGCAGUGGUCAAGCAAGUUGAUGGGUGGGCGGCGCACAUGACCGACACAACUCGGAACCGGAAGAGCACCCCCGCUACCAGAUCAUGCUGGGUCCAUCCCUGAGAAUGAAUAAUUAUAGAGAAUGGAGUAACCGAAUAUACAGGGUGUCCCAAAAAACACCCAAAACUAUUGAAAUAACGUAUUGUUAGAAUUUGAAUGCCAAGGCACUAAGCUGAACGGAAAGAUGCGUAAAAUACAGUAGAACCAUUUAAUUGACUAGUGUUUCGUUCGAUCAUUUAGAAUGCAAAAGUUUGAGUUCUAAAACGAUGGAUCAACGUGGUGACCAGUUCCUGGUCCCAGUAGUACGAUCGUACUUGUUUUUCAAAAUCCUUUCUAUAUGGAAAUAUAGUAUGGAUCUUCUUUGGAAUCCUUACUAUGGAAAUAUAGUAUGGAUCUUCGUUGAAAUCCUUAUUAUGGAAAUAUAGUAUGGAUCUUCGUUGAAAUCCUUACUAUGGAAAUAUAGUAUGGAUCUUCGUUGGAAUCCUUAUUAUGGAAAUAUAGUAUGGAUCUUCGUUGAAAUCCUUACUAUGGAAAUAUAGUAUGGAUCUUCUUUGGAAUCCUUACUAUGGAAAUAUAGUAUGGAUCUUCGUUGAAAUCCUUAUUAUGGAAAUAUAGUAUGGAUCUUCUUUGGAAUCCUUACUAUGGAAAUAUAGUAUGGAUCUUCGUUGAAAUCCUUAUUAUGGAAAUAUAGUAUGGAUCUUCGCUGAAAUCCUUACUAUGGAAAUAUAGUAUGGAUCUUCGUUGAAAUCCUUAUUAUGGAAAUAUAGUAUGGAUCUUCGUUGAAAUCCUUACUAUGGAAAUAUAGUAUGGAUCUUCGUUGGAAUCCUUAUUAUGGAAAUAUAGUAUGGAUCUUCUUUGGAAUCCUUACUAUGGAAAUAUAGUAUGGAUCUUCGUUGGAAUCCUUAUUAUGGAAAUAUAGUAUGGAUCUUCUUUGGAAUCCUUAUAUUACUAUGGAAAUAGUAUGGAUCUUCGAAUUGUAAUUUCCAUACUAUGACACGAAUGUAUUUUUCUUUGUUCUUCACCCAAAUCAUUUACUGCUUUUGUAGCGGCGGGAAGAGUGUCGGUGAACUUUCAAUCGACUGCUAUGAGUCAACAAUGUUGAAGUCUGGAAGGGUGCCAAUCCGAAAAUGUAGGAUUUUAGAUCAUCUUUAAAGCCCUAACAAUCAUUGAUGGUGCAUGUGUUAUACUCAUUCGAACAAACUUAAAACCACAUCUCAUGCAGGCUCUGCGCAACCAUCAACGAUUGUUAUGGUUUUAAAGAUGAUCUAAAAUCCCACAUUUUCGGAUCGGUACCCUUCCAGACUUCAACGUUAUUGACUCAUAGCAGUCGAUUGAAAGUUCACCGACGCUCUCCCGCCACUACAAAAGCAGUAAAUGAUUUUGGUGAACAACAAAGAAAAAUACAUUCGUGUCAUAGUAUGGAAAUUACAAUUUGAAGAUCCAUACUAUUUCCAUAGUAAGGAUUCCAACGAAGAUUCCAUAUUAUAUUUCCAUAUAGUAAGGAUUCCAACGAAGAUCCAUACUAUAUUUCCAUAGUAAGGAUUCCAAAGAAGAUCCAUACUAUAUUUCCAUAGUAAGGAUUCCAAAGAAGAUCCAUACUAUAUUUCCAUAGUAAGGAUUCCAAAGAAGAUCCAUACUAUAUUUCCAUAGUAAGGAUUCCAAAGAAGAUCCAUACUAUAUUUCCAUAGUAAGGAUUCCAAAGAAGAUCCAUACUAUAUUUCCAUAAUAAGGAUUCCAAAGAAGAUCCAUACUAUAUUUCCAUAAUAAGGAUUCCAACGAAGAUCCAUACUAUAUUUCCAUAUAGAAAGGAUUUUGAAAAACAAGUACGAUCGUACUACUGGGACCAGGAACUGGUCACCACGUUGAUCCAUCGUUUUAGAACUCAAACGUUUGCAUUUUAAAUGAUCGAACGAAACACUAGUCAAUUAAAUGGUUCUGCUGUAUUUUACGCAUCUUUCUGUUCAGCUUAGUGCUAGGGCAUUCAAAUUCUAACAAUACGUUAUUUCAAUAUAGGGACACCCUGUAUUUUCGGGACACCCUGUAUAUUCGGUUACUCCAUUCUCUAUACUCAUUCUUCCUCCAACACCCGGUGUCAUAUUUUCAUUGUAUGGUCUUACAUUAAAUAGUAUAUUAUACAUUUCUAAUUUCAGCAUUCGUGGCCCCCAUCCUUCACAGUUUGGGACGAUGUAUUUUACUUCUGGAUCGUGUUUGUUUUUGGCAACAUGGUAUGGAUCGGGGUCCCAAUGUUCUGCAUCGUCAAGUCAAUAUGGGCAUUUUCUCCACACAACAACAAUGUAGAAAAGAAACAACGCUAAAGAUAUGAAAAGGCCGAUUUACACUACACAACUUUCGCCUAAAACUGUCGCAUGCAACCUGCUUACAACUUGAGUUGUACUAUGUAAAUCAAGCCUACGUUGUCGCAUAGCCUAUCGAAGGAGAGAUGGCUGUGAAACUCAUUAGAAUAACAAUAUAACUCAUUAUCUAUGUUAGUCAACGUUUAUUCAUAAAUCUGGUCCUUCAACGUCACGUGUGUAUUGUAUUUUUGCCAAAUCCACCAAUAGCAAUGUUUUAGGAAAGUUACCUAUAUCACGAACAACAUAGGGUAUAAAUGUGAAAUUGCUAUUGGUGGAUUUGGCAAAAUUACAAUACACACGUGACCGUGAAGGACCAGAUUUAUGAAUAAACGUUGACUAACAUAGAUAAUGAGUUACAAUUGUUAUUCUAAUGAGUUUCACAGCCAUCUCCCCUUUGAUAGGCUAUGGUUGUCUAGAAAAAAUUGUCACUCGUAAUGUUUGGGUUUUUGUAUUAUUUUCACUUUUUGCACUGUAUUUCAUGAACUGUAUUUUACUUUUUCGCACUGUAUUUCUAAAAAAUUGCACUGCUCUUAGCCAAUCAGAGUUGAGAAAUGUUUUCAUGUAUAUUAUUAUGCUUGUUAUUUUUCGGUCGUUUUUUUUAUGGAAAGUUUGUUUCAUAAGUUGUUGAUUCAUAAGUUGUUCCACAUGUUGUAUUUUCCACAUGAUAUGUUUUUAAUUGUGUUUGUAAAUUAUGGAUUUGUACAACUAAAUAUUAUGCCAUUAAUUAAUACUGUUUCCAAACUCGUAUGCCCGUUCGCAGGUUAAGUACCCUGCACUGGGUACCAGACAAUGAACUCAAUAUAUAUCUCAGACUCAUUAAUAAUUCAUGAG
Messenger RNA from Paramuricea clavata, 6898 nucleotides. NCBI's taxonomy places the organism in Eukaryota, Metazoa, Cnidaria, Anthozoa, Malacalcyonacea, Plexauridae. The record is from the annotation of a GenBank genome assembly.